AAAGAGAACAAUUUAUUUGAAACGCAGGUGUAUACUGAUAGCACAACAUAGAACAUAAAGUAAGUUCGUUUAACUUGGAACAAUAGGUUCUUGUGAAAUAAUAAUAAGAAGAAAUGUAUCAGACAGUUUUGAGGCGCCGGCAAAACGUGUUUUUCGUUUAUAAAAAAGAGAAUAGUGGAAAAACCUAUUUUUGAAAUGAUAUUAGUUGUGUUUCAAAGUUUUGCAAAUCAAAUUGUAUGAACACCACCUUAGUUUAGUCUUACAUGUGUGUACAAUAUUGUAUUCAACCCAUGCCUGCUUCUUUGUUAUGAACUCUUUACACUUCGUUGCCCGGUGAGGUUAAGCUCCAGUAGUAAUGUUCUCUGCAUUGUCCAGUACCGAUAUAUUACUAGUUAUAUAGAGGGAUAUACGCAAACCGGGAAAGGUUGAUAGGAAAUACGUAUUACUUUACAGUUAUUGUUAAUACUGUGACGUGAUGUAGGCGGUGCACUGCCAUCAGAAUGAUUAAAACCAGAUGAAAUAAAUAAUUAACUUAAUUUUUAUUAGCAAAAAUACAGCCAAUUUAUUUAAAGUACUUUGUAACACUGGUAUACCGUUCUGCAUUAGUAAUGAAAUAUGACAAUCUGGAUAAAAAAGAAAGUGUUAUUGUAUGUCAUUAUCUGGUCCGUGUUGGUGUACAUUUGUUGCAUAUUCGUUCUACCUUUCAUGACGCGACGUUUCUGGCACAGUUCAGUACGGAGCCCAAUUGUACCAGUCAAAUAUAAUGAAGAGGACAACACGGUUGAAAAAGAAAUUGCCUUUCAAAUACAAACAAUAUUUAAAAAAUUGACCAAAUUAAAUGAGGUGCCAGAUACCCAAGAAAACACACUUAUUCAAGAUUUAGAACGUAAUUUCAAGUUUCCCAUGAAAUCAAUGCAAUUACCGGAACGAAAUGUGGAAGUUAAAAAUAUUUCAAAAGAGUACAGGAGCAAACCAAUUUUGGAAUCACUUCGGAAAAACAUUGUAAUUCAAUACCCCACGGCGGGCGCACCUUUCUUUACUGGUGACUUAAAAAUUCCUUGGAAAAUUUCUUCAACCCUUCUCGUCCCAUGGAAGGUUAUGCAGAACAUUGGAGAAGUCAAUCCUGACAAUAACGGCUGUUUUAGUCCACCAGAUCCACGAGAGCAUUGGGCUAUGAUUACGAUGGUCAAAUCGUGGACCGUCAACGCCGUCAACAGACAAGCAAUACGAGAGACCUGGGGGUCAAUCACUAGAAUCGAGGGAGUAAAUCUAGAAAUGUGUUUUUUGUUAGCACGACCAAAGAAUGCAGCACUACAAGGAGAAUUAAAAAAAGAAAAUGAAAAAUACGGCGAUAUUCUGCAGAUCGAUAUCGAGGAAACCACCGAUCAUUUCACUGCAAGAUCAGUAGCCGGAAUGAAUUGGAUUGUAAAGAACAUUCCAGCAAACUUUUUGUUUUCAUCAUGUGACGAUAAUAUGGUUCUAAACUUGGAUAACUUUAUUAUGUCAAUAACUGAAACUGUAAAACGCCAGAAGCCAGCUUCAAAAGCAUGUAUGAUUUCGGAUGUGUUUCCCUUUAUUUGCGUGUUCAGUUUUCGUCGCUCUGACCCUCCUUCUAGGGACGUAAACAAUCCGUGGAGCAUAACAAGUGAACUAUACCCACCCGAUGUUCUGCCCGCUCAUUGCCAAGGCGGAUUUUACACAACAUCCGUUUCAACAAUUCGAUUAAUUAUUGCCAAAGCAACUGUGACUAGAGUAAUGGCAUUGGAUGCUGUAUGGUUAACUGGCAUACUACGCCAAAAAGCUGGAAUGGAUGCCAACUCAGUCAAUGCGGCCCAUGCAAUUGAUUAUCCAGGCGAGCUAGUCAGAUAUGUUGAAAAAGAUAUACCAAGUGCAAUGAGGAAAUACUGGGAAGGAUUUUCCAAGAAAAAAAUUGUUAAUCAAAAAAAUGUUUAUGUUCGUUUGAAGUAGUGUGUAAACUAUUUAAAGAUAUUUAUUUUGUUUUAUAUGUUGAUCGUUAGUACCGCAAUGUUAUUCACUUGUUUUAACUGUUUAGACUAAUCAUAUAUCCUCAAUACAGAUCUAUGCUCAGUUUCA
Ciona intestinalis (vase tunicate) is the source of this 2094-nucleotide messenger RNA. Its product is annotated as beta-1,3-galactosyltransferase 4-like. Lineage: Eukaryota; Metazoa; Chordata; Ascidiacea; Phlebobranchia; Cionidae. The record is from RefSeq and is a predicted model, not a curated record. Gene Ontology annotation, cellular component: Golgi membrane. Gene Ontology annotation, molecular function: hexosyltransferase activity. Gene Ontology annotation, biological process: protein O-linked glycosylation.